GCUGAGCAGGAAGCGCUCGGUGGGGCAGACAACGGGAUUAAUCAGAAAACAUGGAGAUGGUGUGUGAGAACGGGCCCCGCCGACAGUACCGGACCCCCAGCAAUCCGGGCUGCCAACCGAUGCACAGAUGGACGAGCACCGACAUGUUGACCAGUCAUCACAGUUGCCUUCUAAAGCAGCUGAACCAGCAGCGGCGUAAAGAACUUUUCUGCGAUUGUAACAUUCUCGUUAUGGGACAGCUUUUCCGGGCACACCGCAACGUCCUGUACGCCAGCAGUGGCUACUUUCGCAUGUUGCUGUCACAAGGUGCGAGGGGCAGCCUGGAGCCAGCAAGUGCCUCGUUUGAUGCCUUCUCAGCUGACACCUUCUCAACCAUCCUGGACUUCAUGUACUCGGGUCAGCUGGCACUGAGCAGCACUACCGUGAUCGAGGUGAUGUCAGCUGCCAGCUACCUGCAAAUGGACGACGUUAUUGCUUACUGCAAAGCCUUCAUCCAGUCCUCGCUGGACAUCAGCGCCAAGGAGGCGUCAGAGAAUGCAAUUUCAACUCAAACCUCUCUGUGGGAGCAACGAGAUGAUUGUAAGGAUGAGGAUGAAAAUGACGGAGAUACAGAAAGCGAACAGAGUCUAUCAGGCCUGCCAGUUCUGGAGGCAGGAAUCAAGGAAGAGCCGACAGGACAGUUUGACGACGUUUCUGAGCCCAGGAGGCGAGGAACCAGGAAGAGAUCGGCCACUCAUCGGUACACUCCAGACGAUAACUCGCCGAUUGAGAUCCAUAAGGCAACAGCAGGUGCACAGAAAGCAGAUGAACUCUAUGCCACCCUGCCCCCUAUUGUGGGCGUGGUGGGGGUUUUCAAUAAAGAUGCCACCCCAUCAAUGCGCUUUAAGUGCCCGUUCUGCGCACACACAGUGAAGAGGAAGGCGGAUCUGAAGAGGCAUCUGCGCUGCCACACCGGCGAGAGGCCGUACCCAUGCCAGGAGUGCAGCAAGCGCUUCACCCGGCUCGAGCAUCUGCGCAGUCACUUCGAGACGAUCCACCAGGCGCGGAAGCUGGUGUGUCGGAAGUGUAAGCGGCACGUGACCGAGCAGAGCAGCCGGGUGGUAUGUGAGGGGACACGCCGAUACCGUCUCUGUGUAGUGUGUGUUCAGGAAACCGGUCUGCUGGCACACACUGGCACUGACGCCAAUGACGUCAGCGAUGGCAACACAGAAGAACCGGACCUUCUGCUAGGGGUGGAUGAGGACGUGGAGGAAAAUCGCAUCGCGUCAUGGGAAAUGGAGGAAGAGGAAGACCUGGCUGAGGAUUCUGGAACAGACCUCAUCAUUCAGGAGGUGGAGGACAGUGAUGAAGAGUCCAGUACAAAAGGAUGAAUGUGAAUGUGUGGACGUAUUUCAGUCAAUGUAAAACAUUUUUUUACUAAGAUCUAAAAUAAUCCUAUAAAUAUAGAAAUGUAAUAUAAAAGUAUGUAAAUAGUUUAUUCCGAUAGUACUUCUUAUUACUGCUUUUGUUUAUUUAAGACAGAUAAUCUUGCAAUAUUAUACUUCCAAAAU
This is a messenger RNA of Trichomycterus rosablanca, 1550 nucleotides long. RefSeq names its product zinc finger and BTB domain containing 8A (gene zbtb8a). Gene Ontology annotation, molecular function: DNA-binding transcription factor activity, RNA polymerase II-specific; RNA polymerase II cis-regulatory region sequence-specific DNA binding; protein binding. Lineage: Eukaryota; Metazoa; Chordata; Actinopteri; Siluriformes; Trichomycteridae. The transcript is spliced from 4 exons. The record is from RefSeq and is a predicted model, not a curated record. Gene Ontology annotation, biological process: regulation of transcription by RNA polymerase II. The coding region runs from base 51 to 1370 and encodes 439 amino acids.